AUGAACCAAUCAUUCAGGCCCAAUAUCCUUCUCAUCUUCUUCAUAACCAUUAUUCCAAAAUCAACAUUUCAACAACAAAUUUGUACGGACCAAGACUACGAAUUCACAUAUACCAAUUGCGAUGAACAUGGAGAGCGAUGGAGGGUUGCAGUACCACGUGACGGGGUUCAAUGUGCAAAUUUACCGACGCCAAAGAGAGGAUUGAAUUGCUCAUUCUCCUGUGAACCGGGUCAUUACCUCGACUUGGACAGUCAACACUGUCGUCCGUGCAACCCUGGAUACUUCAGUUUGGGUGGUGGAAUUCGUUACGAGGAGUUUGUGACACUUCCAAGUGGAUUCUCAGUAGAUAACAUGGAUUCUACACAAGAUACUCAGUAUUCGAGUCAACAAAGUCGAAUGGUUGAGUGCCCUAAAGAAGCCGGUUGGGUGGUCAAGGACGGAGAAUUGAUCUAUAUUCCGACUCCAUGUGUUUCUAGAUUGUCAUUUUCAGCAAAUUUGGUCCGACCCGGAUCUGUGGAGUUUACUUAUCGAAUGCCCCGAAACAAUCGUGCUCUCUCCAUGCAAGUGGACAUCCGAAACGAGCAAUGUCAAUCCUACAACGAUAUAGCAAGGUCCAUGUUCCAAAAAUACGCCAAAAAAGAGAAGGAUGAGGAGGAGAGAAAUGGUGACUGGCGGAAAAGACGAAUUGAAUUGAAAUCUGGACCAAAUGUGAUCUCAUGGAUCAUCCAGAACAAUCUAGGAUACCAAGCAUCCAAUCAACCGAUUCAUAUCGAUCGGAUUGAUGUUCUAGGAUUGGCAUUUACAAGACAAUGCACCGCCUGUCCACCUGGCACCAGUUCCAUCGGCGCCUCUGCUGAAUGUAUUCCUUGUAAUCCCGGAUAUUUCUCAUCGAAAGGAUCCGCACAAUGUGGGCGGUGCCCGGAAUCUCAAUAUUCCGGAUUCAAGUCCGAGAAAUGCAUUGACAGACCUCCUUGCCGUGUAUCAGACUACUAUCCUGUCCGUGAGCCAUGUACUAAUGGAUCCAGUAGAGCGGUUUAUAAAAAAGUGUUGCCUUCGAUAUGUCGGGAUGAUUUGGAUUCGGCCACUAAGCUUCCGCCACCGACGCCUUGGAAACCGUGUCCGAAGUGUAAUCCUGGAAUGGAGAAGAAUAAAUUGGGAGUGUGCGAGUUUUGUAAGAAAGACUACUUUUCCGAUGGAAAUUCUUGCGCCCGUUGUCCAGUGGAUACCGUACCCAACUACGGUCUACAGUACCAGAAUUGGGAAGUGAUGCCACCAAAAUUGACGACAAGAUGUGAAUAUAUUUCUGAAGAUGUCUCCACAACCUGCAACAUUGGCGAUGCAUGGCUUCCAUCAGGCGAUUCCCUAAUCUCCGCCCCCUCCCUAGAGCUCGGAAUUGCUUUUGAACUAAUUCUCUCUAUCGAUGAAGGCUUCUGGAACCCUCUCGCCCCGAAACCCUCCAAAACCAUGAAAGUCCCCGUUGCUCAAAUUACUGUAGUCUUCGAAACCUCGUGUGCCGAUGAGUCCUGCGCUCUCUACUUCAUCGAAGACAUGUCCGCUGGCACUAAGGGAGCUCGUGAAUCAUUUUAUCACUUUUUGGCGGCUUUUAAUGGAACUAACAGUAAACGAGUGUGGAGUCAUACUGUUACCAAAAACACGCCAGCUAGAUUUAUGCUGGCAUUUUUGAGAUCUGGAGUUUCAAGUGGGGAGGAUCGGAUAACUGAUGAGGCGAGAGUAUACGCGAUCAAUGUGACAAAUGUGGGACAUCGAGGCGGACAAGGGGGCGGAGCCUCACAGUGUUUGACAUGUCCACAUACUGCUGGAGGAGAGACUUGUGUUCCGUGUCCUGCUGGAAAUUAUAUGCAUCAAGUCACCAAGUUAUGUGUAUCCUGUCCGGUGAACACUAUUGUCAACGCGUCGAGUAGCAGAGUUGGAGUGGAAAGUUGUAUUCCUUGUGGUCAGGGAUUGACAUCGAAUGAUGGUGUUAGUUGUACGUCGCAGGGAAAGAUUCAAUUGAAAGGGAUGAGCAAUGAGUCAUUUACCUACGAUUUCUCGCCGUUUGUUGGGAGAUCCUGGAACAUCUCUGGAGUCCGCGUUUUCUCUCGAGAAGGCUCCGCCUACUUCCACUUCUUCACUAUUUCCCUGUUCCCUCCAAAUAUCAAGUGUCAAGAGCAAUUUGAUAAUUUCGAUAUGAUUGGAAUAAUGGAUCAAGAGAAAGAGAAUGUCGAAGGAUUGGCGUGUCGAAUGACAGCGCUUCCGACACCAACAUCGAAUCAUUCGAAGAAUGCAUAUGUGACACCGUUGUUGAUGGCUACGCGGUUGGAUUCCAUUAGUACUAGUAGAAAACAUGGAAAUUCUAGUUUGACGGAUGAAGUGUUGGAGUAUGACUCCCACGACAACACUUCGCGCCCACUGGACGUUUUCUUCUGGUUCGAUCCCGUUCCAACCAUCUCCCAAGCGUGUCCAAAUGGAAAUCAAUUAGUAGUGGUUGGAAGAUGUCUUCCAACGAAAAAACAAAUCGAAAUGCGUCUUCCACACAGUUGUCCCGAUGGAACUUGUGAUGGUUGUCUGUUUGUAGUGAUUAUGGAAACUGCAGAAGCGUGUCCAGUUUGUGAGAGCAAUGAUUAUGAAACGAUCAAUGGAGAGUGCAAAAAUGGAAAACAAACGAUUCAUAGUAUUCCGAAAAAACACUGCGUUAUCACUGGCGCCGCUUCACAAACCAAGGAAGUGGCGUGUAGCUUAUUCAGUGCAACUCAACGAGCAUUCCUCACUAUCCUUGUGAUUUCAAUGAUUGCUCUUUCCAUUGCAUUCAUUUGUAUUUGUCGUCGAAAUCGAAGAUUGGAGUAUAAGUAUACGAGGUUGAUUGAGUCUCAUACUGGAGAGUUGCCAGCUGUGGAGACGUGUGGAUUGGAUGAGGACGAUGAGGAUGAGGAUGAGCUCCAGGAUCGUGUAAUCUUCUCAAAAGGCCGUCGUUCCCAACCAACCAACUCCCGAACUACACUUCGUGAUCAUCGUGAAAACGAUAAUGCCGCAUUCAUCUCACUGGAUAGUGAAGACUAA
Molecule: messenger RNA, 3057 nt
Organism: Caenorhabditis briggsae
Lineage: Eukaryota; Metazoa; Nematoda; Chromadorea; Rhabditida; Rhabditidae
Exons: 10
Coding region: 1-3057 (1018 amino acids)
Source: RefSeq, a predicted model, not a curated record